Lolium rigidum is the source of this 935-nucleotide messenger RNA. RefSeq names its product 54S ribosomal protein L24, mitochondrial-like. The transcript has 2 exons. NCBI's taxonomy places the organism in Eukaryota, Viridiplantae, Streptophyta, Magnoliopsida, Poales, Poaceae. The record is from RefSeq and is a predicted model, not a curated record. Gene Ontology annotation, molecular function: structural constituent of ribosome. The coding region runs from base 74 to 604 and encodes 176 amino acids. Gene Ontology annotation, cellular component: mitochondrial large ribosomal subunit.
CUCGCCCCCACCGCGCACGCCAAAACCAACCGGCCGCCGCCGCCGCCGUAGCAUCAGCAGUAGCCGGAGGGAGAUGUCGUUCCGGGCGAAGGAGAUCUACAAUAAGGUGGUGCGCCGCGUGGGCGAGGAGGUGAAGCUUCCGGCGGAGGCGAUGGAGUCGGUGAAGAACAUGCUGCCGAAUAGCAAGGUCAUCAUGGGCCGGGCAAAACGCGGCAUCUUCGCCGGCCGUCACAUCCGGUUCGGCAACAAGGUCUCCGAGGAUGGCGGCAACAAGUCAAGGAGAUUCUGGAAGCCAAAUGUUCAGGAGAAGCGUCUUUUCAGCUAUAUUCAUGAACGUCACAUUAGACUCAAAGUAACCACUCAUGCACUCCGGUGCAUUGACAAAGCUGGUGGCAUUGAUGAAUACCUCCUGAAGACACCUUACAACAAAAUGGAUACUGAGAUGUGUAUUGCCUGGAAGGCAAAGAUUGAGAAGAUGUAUUCAGAGCUCCCUCCUGAGGAAGAGGCUAAGAUAGAACAAGGUUCUGAGGAGGUUCUGUCGGCCAAGAGAGAGUUCCGUAGGGAAUCGAGAAGGGCCAUUGCUUUUCAAAACAGAGUCAGCUAGAAGCAACCACAGCUGAUGAUGACGAAACAACUGAAGUCGUGGAUACAAAUAAAGAGGUGUCUGAUGUCGCAGAGAAGUCUUAGCCUGGACCCGUGUGCCCGGUAUGUGCUGUCAAUGUGAUUCUGUAGCAUCCUUUUCAGGAAUAAGCAUCAUCGAGUUUGUUGAAAUUUAGUUUAUCGGUUAAAUAUGUUAACUGUUAAAUCUUGAAGAUUCAAUUGGAAUAUCGAUGAUAAUUGGCUUGUAUUGCCCCACUUUGGUAUCCCAGAAAAUUUUAAAUGUAUCUUUAUUACUAGAGAAAGGUUGCAUAGUUGUUUUUAUGUAAUUUAUGUUC